AUGUCAGCACCACGCUCGCUCAAGUCGCCAGCCCUGGACGUCCCUCCCGAACCUCCCUUUAAACGCGUCAAGCUAUCACCGCGUCCCGACUCACAGAUCAACACAUCGACGCCGAAUUCACCGUCUUCAAUCGCGCCCACAGCCGACCUCGCUGAACAGCUUGACGCCGCAGAAAGAAACAAAUAUGUCAAAGGCAAGAAGCUUGGCUCAGGUCAGUAUGCCGACGUCUUCUCUGCACACCUCAAGACCGAUCCCGCACAACUGGUUGCAAUCAAGAAGAUCAAGGUCGGGGCUGAAGCCAAGGAGUUCGGUAUCUCAUACGACAGUCUGCGAGAAAUCAAAUUCUUGCAAGAACUCAAUCAUCCCAACAUCAUCAAGUUGAUCUCGGUCUACUCCACGAAAGGACAGAAUCUGAAUCUAGUUUUGGAACAGUUGCCGCAAGGGGAUCUGCUGAAGUUAAUACAAGAUACGCAAAACAUAAGCUAUACGGCAAGCGAUAUCAAGGCUUGGAUGCUCAUGCUGAUGCGGGCGAUCUGGUUCUGCCAUAAGAAUUUCGUGCUGCACCGCGACAUCAAGCCGAACAACUUGUUGAUCGCUGCCAACGGAGAGAUCAAAUUGGCGGAUUUCGGCCUUGCAAGAAGUUUUGCGGAUCCAUAUCAACCGAUGACGUACAAUACCAUCACGAUCUGGUAUCGACCGCCAGAGCUUUUCUUUCAGGCAAAGUACUAUGGUGAGAAGGUCGAUAUCUGGAGCUGUGGAUGCGUGUUCGCGGAAUUGAUCGCACGGGAUGUGCUGUUUCGAGCGUGGCCGGAGAGCGAGAUCAACAUGAUCAAGUUGAUAUGUGAGAAGGUAGGAACUCCGACCGAUCAGAACUGGCCUGGGGUAGAAAAGCUGCCUGGCUACGUAAUACCGGACGAGAAGUAUCCUUUGCGAAGUAGGGAUUACUGGGCAGGACCUUUCCGCGCGAUCGGAGAUGAGGGCAUAGAUUUGCUGAUCAAGAUGUUGACGCUUGACCCGAGGAAGAGAUUCAGCGCAGAGCAGACGCUGAAACAUGACUUCUGGACAUCAGCUCCGAGACCUAGUAGACUAGAGGAUCUGCCACGCAAGGGUGGUGGUGUCGAAGCCAUGGGCGAGGACUUGAAGAGAAGGGGCGGAGAAGUCCCUGGCACGAAGGAAGAUCGUGGCGAUAAUGUCGCUAGGAAGAUCGACUUCGGUGCCAAAAAGUAA
Pseudocercospora fijiensis CIRAD86 is the source of this 1227-nucleotide messenger RNA. RefSeq names its product serine/threonine protein kinase, CMGC family, CDC2/CDK subfamily (gene KIN28). Lineage: Eukaryota; Fungi; Ascomycota; Dothideomycetes; Mycosphaerellales; Mycosphaerellaceae. Bases 1 to 1227 code for a protein of 408 amino acids. The transcript has a single exon. Gene Ontology annotation, molecular function: ATP binding; cyclin-dependent protein serine/threonine kinase activity; RNA polymerase II CTD heptapeptide repeat kinase activity. The record is from RefSeq and is a predicted model, not a curated record. Gene Ontology annotation, cellular component: transcription factor TFIIK complex; cytoplasm; nucleus. Gene Ontology annotation, biological process: protein phosphorylation; positive regulation of transcription by RNA polymerase II.